This is a messenger RNA of Salvia splendens (bonfire salvia), 387 nucleotides long. RefSeq lists its product as uncharacterized. The transcript has 2 exons. NCBI's taxonomy places the organism in Eukaryota, Viridiplantae, Streptophyta, Magnoliopsida, Lamiales, Lamiaceae. The coding region runs from base 1 to 387 and encodes 128 amino acids. The record is from RefSeq and is a predicted model, not a curated record.
AUGCCAGAGCUCUGCAGCGCCUGCUUGCUCUGCCACAAGCCCGGCACCUUCUGCCCAGUCUGCUUCGACAUCCACGACGACACCGCCGCCCGCAUCAUGUGCCUCCGCUGCCCCGCCCUCGCCCACUUCACCUGCCUCCCUUCCUCCCACUCUUCCCGCUACCUCUGCCCUCACUGCUCCGAUCCCUCUUUUUCCUUCAUCGAUUCAACCACUGCACUCGCCAAAAUUGCGGCCGCGACGAUGCACAGGGCGGCAGCCCUGGCUCGAGCCGAUGCGGAGCAGAAAGUGAUGGGUGCUCUGCUGGCCAAACGAAACGCCAAGGAAGCCAUUGAAAGAGUCGCCUCCUUAAUGUCCAAUCAAAACCAUUCCGAUGUUGAUGACCGGUGA